AUGAUGACCUUUGCCUACCUUGCAGGCCUGAGCAUGCUGAGCACCGUCAGUACCGAGCGCUGCCUGUCCAUCCUGUGGCCUAUCUGGUACUGCUGCCGCCGCCCAAGAAACCUGUCAACAGUCAUGUGUGCCCUGCUCUGGGCCCCAUCCCUGCUGCUGAGCACCCUGGAAGGGAAGUUUUGUGGCUUCUUAAUUAGUGAUGGUGACUAUGGUUGGUGUUGGACAUUUGAUUUCAUCACUGCAGUGUGGCUGAUUUUUUUAUUUUUUAUUUUUGUUGUGGUUCUCUGUGAGUCCAGCCUGGUCCUGCUGGUCAGGAUCCUCUGUGGCUCCCUGCACAUCCUGCUGACCAGGCUUGUGACCAUCCUGCUCACAGUGCUGCUCUUCCUUAUUUGCAGCCUGCCCUUUAGCAUUAAGUGGUUCCUAUUAUUCUGGACCCUCAUGGAUUUUGAUGUCUUCCUUUGUCAUUUGCAUCCAGUUUCAGAUGUCUUGUCCUCUCUUAACAGCAGUGCCAACCCCAUCAUUUACGUCUUCAUGGGCUCCUUUAGGCAGCGUCAAAAUUGGCAGAACCUGAAGCUGGUUCUCCAGAAGUCUCUGCAGGACACACCUGAGGUGGAUGAAGGUGGAGGGCGGCUUCCUCAGGAAACCCUGGGGUUGUCGGGAAGCAGAUUGGAGCAGUGA
Molecule: messenger RNA, 678 nt
Organism: Nomascus leucogenys (northern white-cheeked gibbon)
Lineage: Eukaryota; Metazoa; Chordata; Mammalia; Primates; Hylobatidae
Product: mas-related G protein-coupled receptor member X3
Biological process (GO): G protein-coupled receptor signaling pathway
Cellular component (GO): membrane
Molecular function (GO): G protein-coupled receptor activity
Source: RefSeq, a predicted model, not a curated record